This is a messenger RNA of Malassezia sympodialis ATCC 42132, 393 nucleotides long. RefSeq lists its product as uncharacterized. The transcript is spliced from 2 exons. Bases 1 to 393 code for a protein of 130 amino acids. The record is from RefSeq and is a predicted model, not a curated record. Lineage: Eukaryota; Fungi; Basidiomycota; Malasseziomycetes; Malasseziales; Malasseziaceae.
AUGGAAGAGGAUGACAAAGUAGCACAGACCAAACGACCUGUAGGCGAUUCGGAUGAUGAAGAAGAUAUGCCUGAUUACAGUGUUCUUUCUGCACUAUCGAAACGUCACUUGAGUGCGGGCCUACCGGCUGAUGCGCCUGCACCCUCAAUUCCUAAACGCGGGGAGAAAGACUUUGAACCGACAGGUUUCGGCGGGCAGGCCAAGUGUCACUUCCCCGUGCACACUCCAGGUACGUUCUGUUUGUCGGCUAACGUGAAGCAAGUCACUGUCGACGGCCACUUGGGACCCCUUAUUCCAGAGGGCCAUUGUACAUACACAGAGGGGCCAGUCCUGUGUCAAUGUUGGAGUUUCAGAGAGACGCUCGAAUGGGGACACAUUUGUUACAAAUCUUGA